This is a messenger RNA of Cucumis sativus (cucumber), 856 nucleotides long. RefSeq names its product peptidyl-prolyl cis-trans isomerase Pin1. The transcript is spliced from 2 exons. Gene Ontology annotation, molecular function: peptidyl-prolyl cis-trans isomerase activity. NCBI's taxonomy places the organism in Eukaryota, Viridiplantae, Streptophyta, Magnoliopsida, Cucurbitales, Cucurbitaceae. Bases 208 to 576 code for a protein of 122 amino acids. Gene Ontology annotation, cellular component: nucleus; cytosol. The record is from RefSeq and is a predicted model, not a curated record.
AUCUUUCAUUUCCAGUUCCAUUGUUGAGAGCUCGCGAACUAUCUGCUCCACCAAUCCAAGUGAAACAAAAACCGAGGGCGGCGUCACCGAUCCUCUUCACCGGCUGCCAAAAUAGAUUCCGAUCGCAAGCGCAAGAAAUCGGCUCAUUCGAUCUCCUCUACGGAUCGAACUGCGAAGGAAAAGCGUAGUACCAGCAAGAAAAACAAGAUGUCCUCUUCGGCGGCCACCGCUCAGGUUAGAGCAUCGCAUAUACUCAUAAAGCACCAAGGUUCGCGACGUCCUGCUUCCUGGAAAGAUCCGGAAGGCAGAAUUAUCAAGAAUACCACUCGUGAGAGCGCCGUCUCUCAGCUUACUGUCAUUCGAAACGACAUCAUUUCCGGCAAGGCUAAGUUUGAGGAUAUUGCUACUCGCAUCUCUGACUGCAGCUCUGCCAAGCGUGGCGGCGAUCUAGGUCCUUUCGGGCGUGGCCAGAUGCAGAAGCCUUUUGAAGAAGCAACAUAUGCCCUCAAGGUUGGAGAGAUAAGCGACAUUAUUGAUACUGACAGUGGAGUUCACAUCAUCAAGCGCACUGCUUAAACUUCUCUCAUGAAUCUCAUGGCUUUACUUAUGAAGCAUUUAACCUAUUGGGCCUUUGGCCAAAUCAAAGUUGUUCAAGUAAGAUUUGUUUCUUCUGCUUCACGCCACACGAAUUUCGUACUAUAAUACUCUUGAUAAUUCAUGUUGUGAUUUGGUUAUAGCUACUUUGUUUCAGUGACUCUGAAGUUCGAUGCUUUUUUAUGCCAUUGAAUUUUUGCCUUUGUAAACGCAACAACAUUAACAUUAAAGCUGGUUGUGGAUUUUAAAUUUAUCGUGCCUA